Molecule: messenger RNA, 1122 nt
Organism: Bipolaris oryzae ATCC 44560
Lineage: Eukaryota; Fungi; Ascomycota; Dothideomycetes; Pleosporales; Pleosporaceae
Exons: 5
Coding region: 1-1122 (373 amino acids)
Source: RefSeq, a predicted model, not a curated record
AUGGUGGAUUCUGUUUUCUUCAGGAAAGGACCAAGCAAUCUUAGUCCCCAACACUUCUUGAACCGCACCGUUAGCAUCGUUGAAAUUACAUCGGCGAACCAGCAAGUCUUGGCUCCGGACGCACCACGCACCCUUCAGCUGACACAAAUCCCCGGUGCUACGCUUGAGGUAUACGUCAAAAAGUUCGACGUAUGUGACGGAGACAAGGUUGAUUGCCGCGAGGUCGAUCAGAAUGGCAAGGACUGCGUAUACGAGAUGCCACCAUAUUGUCUCGCCCAGGUCCCUGACGUACGUACGAACAUCAAAACAUAUAUCCACCGGGAGAGAGAUAGAUACCUCAAUCUACUUCUGGCUGAAAGUAGUUCUUCUCAACCAAUGGAGGGAACGGAGAGCAUAACCCAGCUGACGGUGAAGGUCGCUCUGGCCUACGCGGAAAAACGUCCAGAAUCUGUUGUGAGUAUGGCACUGGACAUGUGGGCAUACUGUCGCGUCAUCGAGCGAGAGUGGACGAUAUGUGGUGAAGAUACGCUCGGCCUUUCAAAAGUCAAAGACCCAUCCAGCCCCUGGCAUAAGUUCAUUCCAAUCACUCCUAUUAUGGAUGUGCAGCUCGAUCAGAUCGUCAUAAAAGACAUUCUUGACCCUCUGAGGCAGAAACUUAUCCUUUCCCUCGAGGAUUUGAUCAAACAGCAUGUUCCAAAAAACUGGUUUGACUGCUACCUAACCAUGUACAUCCUCCUCAAUCACAUUGAGUGGUCCUGUACGCAUGGAAACAAAUUCUCUAAGCGUUAUGGAAUGAAUCGCCGUUAUUCCGACAUGAGACUCGCUGAGGCGUGGUUUCACACAAGCAAGAUACUGCUGUCUCGCUUUCACUUCUGGUCCAACGGGUCUGAUCCUUUCAAAGUAAACUGGAAAAAGCCAGAAGAGGUCAAGUUUGCACAACUGGACAAGCAUCAAAUACGCUUCAUGCAACAACUUCAAAAAAUCGUAAAGGAGAAAGAGUUGCACUUCAAAGAGCUAAGGGAUAGACACUACUACGAGAAAGAUCUUUACUGGACUCACCAACUGUUCAGUCCCGAAUGGCACCCUGGUCUCCCGCAUAUCGUGGAGGAAACACCGGCAUAG